Molecule: messenger RNA, 1761 nt
Organism: Oryctolagus cuniculus (rabbit)
Lineage: Eukaryota; Metazoa; Chordata; Mammalia; Lagomorpha; Leporidae
Source: RefSeq, a predicted model, not a curated record
GAAUGAGCUCCUUCCUAGGCCCAUUUCCUUCUGGGCUCUGCCCUUGAAUGGGGCCAGAGGCUGCAAGUGGGGUUGGAAUAGGCCAAGCUGCCAGCAGAGAUGGACCCUCAGCCCCAGAGAAGGAGACACCUCAGCCCCAGAUGACCAGGACUGGAUGCCCCUGCAGUCAAAGGGGCCCUCUGCCAUGGCCAGCCUGAGCCAGCCUGUGCCCACAGAGGGCCACCACAUGGGGAGUGGGGGAAAUGAAAGACUGGAAGAUAAAGACUGAACUGCAGAAUGGGUUCCAAGCAGAACACAUAAGGGACUCAGAGUUGAAGAAGCUGCCCUUCCUGAAGUUGAGAACAGCUAUUGGAGUAGAAGAUAGGCCCCAGGCCAGGCUGGAUGGGAGGGAUGCUGUGGUCCCUCCCCACCCCACCCACAGCUGCCUUCCUCAUAAUAGGGUUCAUUGCUGAUGUGGGAGGGGCAUCCCAGGGAAGACACAGUGGGGGCCCCUGCCUGCCAGACACCCUCUGGGAGCAUCCCCUUUCAAGCAUGAGCCACACCACCUGGGCUCCCCCAGUUCCAGUGUGCUCUUAGCUCUGCCUGCCCUGCGUGGGUCCUGGAGACCUUCUGGGAGCUCAUCCAGCAACCAUCAUGCAAGGUGGUGCUGGGGACGGCCCUCCUGCUUGGGGGUGGAGGCCUGAUGCUGUGGGCACAGCACAAAUGGAGACAGAAGACAGCCCUUGAGUCUGCACAGGCCAAGCACAAGUCCCCAGAAUGCCACAGAGCAAAGAACGAGAGCUGGAUCAAAUCUCAUUUUAGUCGCCUUUCCGAAGAGAAGCUAGUCCCCGACCUCUGUGCCAGCUCCAUCAGCGACGCUGCGCAGCCUGAGAGUGGGAGCGGCGAGGCCAGUACCACCGUUCGCAUGGAGACUUUUACCACUAAACAAGGAGGUGGGGGUGCAGCUCUGCACCGGGAAGCCUUCACCAGCAGGCAGAGGAUGUCCGGGGCCUCGGCGACCAGAGAGACCCAAAAGGAGUCUGGAAAAUCUCCAUCCACAGAUGAGGCCACGUGGGCUGCUGUGGCUUCCUGCACCAAGGAGAUCGACACCAAGGGGCGGCAGCUGGCUAACUCCAUGCUGCAGCGGGCCACGGCUCACCAGCACUCGGGCCACCUGGAGUCCAGAGACAUCAACCAGGAGGAGCUGAAGGCCUUGGAGGAAGUGGAAAUUAAGCUGAAGGGCAAUUUCCUCACCCAUCGGGAAACCACCAUAGCUGGUGCCAACCACAUACACACUUUCCAUGGCCACCAGAACCAACAGGGUCAUCCCAGCCACCCAAGCCAUCAGAGCCACUUAGGCCACCAGAGCCACCAGGGUCACCCUGGCCACCCAAGUCAUCAGAGCCACAGUUUGCCCAACCGCAGCCACUAGAUCUGUGACUCCUUUGAAGCCACCUAACCAUGGAUGGACUUGCCCCUUCCCCGAGCAGGGCUGGCCCACACACGCAGGCUCGUUUUCUCCCAUGGGACAACCUGUGGGGCCCAGGGUAAGCUGCUGCCACCCAAGUUCCUUCUUCCUCAGGCUCCCUCUGUGGUCCCUUCAACUCCAUGAUGGCCCUGAGGGAGGGAGAAUGGGAAGGAAGCAAAGUAGCCCAGAUGGACUCUGAGGUCCCUGAAGACCCACCCAGAGAAGAUGGAGGAGGCAGACGCCAGGAGCAGCUGAGAGCCCCCUGCUGAUGCCAAAUGCCUGGAACUGAGCCAAUAAAGCCUUGCAUCCCCUCA